CCCCCACAAACCCAGGCGGCGGCGGCAGCAGCGGCAAUAACAGAAGCAGCUGCGCUGACAACAACACGUGUUCGCUCGGGCACCAUGGAAUUCGAGGAGCUGGGGAUUCGGGAGGAGUGCGGCGUGUUCGGGUGCAUCGCCUCCGGCAUGUGGCCCACGGAGCUGGACGUGCCCCAUGUGAUCACGUUGGGGCUGGUGGGGCUGCAGCACAGAGGCCAAGAGAGUGCUGGGAUUGUGACAAGUGAUGGCGAGUCAGCUCAUUCAUUCAAACUACACAAGGGGAUGGGUCUGGUUAAUCAUGUGUUCAGCGAAGACAGUUUGAAGAAGCUGUACAUUUCAAAUCUUGGAAUUGGCCACACAAGAUACUCUACCUCCGGAGUCUCUGUCUUGGAUAACUGUCAACCAUUUGUUGUGGAAACUCUGCAUGGGAAGAUUGCUGUAGCCCACAACGGGGAGCUGACAAAUGCUGCACGACUGAGAAGAAAGCUAAUGCGCCAUGGAGUGGGACUGUCUACCAGUUCUGACAGUGAAUUGAUCACUCAGCUGCUGGCCUUCACGCCCCCUUUGGAGAAUGACGACACCCCAGAUUGGGUGGCAAGGAUAAAAAAUCUGAUGAAUGAAACACCCACUUCAUACUCGCUUCUGAUGAUGCAUAAAGAUAUUAUCUAUGCUGUUCGUGAUCCCUAUGGGAACCGUCCACUCUGUAUUGGCCGUCUUGUACCAGUAGGUGAUAUUAGUGGAAAAGGGAAACCGAAUGCUGAAACUGAAGGAUGGGUAGUUUCUUCAGAAUCAUGUAGCUUUUUAUCUAUUGGAGCAGAAUAUUACCGUGAGGUCAUGCCUGGAGAGAUUGUGAAGAUAUCCAGAAAUGAUGUCCAGACGUUGGAUGUUGUGCCAAGACCUGCGGGAGAUCCAUCCGCAUUCUGCAUAUUUGAAUAUGUGUAUUUUGCGAGGCCUGACAGCAUCUUUGAAGGUCAAAUGGUCUAUUCUGUACGGAGGAGAUGCGGCCAACAGCUUGCAAUUGAAGCCCCAGUGGAAGCUGAUUUGGUUAGCACAGUCCCAGAAUCUGCAACACCAGCAGCCCUUGGAUUUGCUCAAAAGUGUGGACUACCAUACAUUGAAGUACUGUGCAAAAACAGAUAUGUAGGAAGAACUUUUAUUCAGCCAAACAUGAGACUAAGGCAGCUUGGAGUGGCCAAAAAAUUUGGAGUCCUGUCAGACAACUUCAGAGGGAAGCGUGUUGUCCUUAUUGAUGAUUCUAUUGUACGAGGCAACACCAUUUCACCCAUAAUUAAACUACUGAGAGAAUCUGGUGCUAAAGAGGUGCACGUUCGUGUAGCUUCGCCUCCAAUAAGAUUUCCUUGUUACAUGGGAAUAAACAUUCCAACAAAAGAAGAACUCAUUGCCAAUAAGCCUGAAUUUCAUGACCUAGCCAACUACAUAGGAGCUGACAGUGUUGUUUAUCUUUCGGUAGAAGGAUUGGUAUCAUCUGUGCAAGAAAGCAUCAAGGCAAAACAAGAUAAUGAAAACAACCUUAAGUCCAACAAGUUUCGGGUGGGGAAAAUUGGCCAUUGCAUAGCCUGCCUUGUUGGAAAAUACCCUGUAGAGCUAGAAUGGUGAAUUUUCAGAAUACAGUUACCACUGAAUUAAAGUUUGGAACUGAGAAGAUGUAUCACACCCAAAGUUGUGCCAUAAAUUGCUACCAAGGGAGUUAUCAAACCACUCAUUUUAGUUAAAUCUUUAUUCGGGAUAGUGAGGACUUUUCAAGAACUUGAAAUAAAAU
This is a messenger RNA of Lacerta agilis (Sand lizard), 1780 nucleotides long. RefSeq names its product phosphoribosyl pyrophosphate amidotransferase (gene PPAT). The coding region runs from base 85 to 1617 and encodes 510 amino acids. The transcript has 11 exons. Lineage: Eukaryota; Metazoa; Chordata; Lepidosauria; Squamata; Lacertidae. Gene Ontology annotation, molecular function: amidophosphoribosyltransferase activity. Gene Ontology annotation, biological process: purine nucleotide biosynthetic process; purine nucleobase biosynthetic process. The record is from RefSeq and is a predicted model, not a curated record.